This is a messenger RNA of Acaulospora morrowiae, 146 nucleotides long. The record is from the annotation of a GenBank genome assembly. NCBI's taxonomy places the organism in Eukaryota, Fungi, Glomeromycota, Glomeromycetes, Diversisporales, Acaulosporaceae.
AAUUUAAUCCAUCUGAUACUGAUAACGAAGAAAUCUUUGAAUUUGCUAGUAAUACUGCUACAACUAAUAAUAGUACCAGCAAUAAAACAUCAACUGUGUGGGAAUUUAUGCAUAAAGAAACAAGUGCAAAUGGAAUUACUAUUAUU